CUUGACCGUGUACUUUCAAACCGCGGCUGGCUUGACCGCAGUGACUAAUCGCACCUGGACCACAAUAAGACAGGAUGGAGACGAAUCAGACACGCGUUUUGACUGUUGGCUUUGAGCUACCAGAAAGCGCUCUGUAGUAAAGUUGCAGUGGUCGAACUACAGGUGCUUUAUGAAGAUCAGGACACAAUCGUUAGUUUCCCCUCGCAGAAAUGCCAGUUCGUGCUGUGACUUCCAGGUUCAUGUACAGGGGACUUUGCUCAAUUCCAGAUAUCCUCUCCUACAGGAGUACCGUCAGCCUCCCCGAGGAUGAAGUGGAGGAAAUCCGUGAAGCCUUUAAGGUGUUUGACCGUGAUGGGAAUGGGUUCAUCUCAAAACAGGAGCUAGGAGUGGCCAUGCGUUCUCUUGGUUACAUGCCAAAUGAAGUGGAGCUGGAGGUGAUCAUUCAGAGACUGGACAUGAAUGGUGACGGUCAAGUUGACUUUGAAGAGUUUGUAGCACUUCUCGGACCAAAAUUGUCUUCAGCUGGUAUGCCUGACAGAUUCCGUGGAGCCGAGUUUGACUCCAUAUUCUGGAAGUGUGACAUGCAAAAGCUGACUGUUGAUGAGCUGAAAAGACUCCUGUAUGACACCUUCUGUGACCAUUUGACUAUGAAAGACAUCGAGAACAUCAUCAUGACUGAGGAGAGUCACUUGAACAGCCCCGAGUGCCAAGUAGAUAUUGACACAAGUCCCAUGCAACAAGUCAAGCACACCUGUGUGCGCAAGAGCUUGAUUUGUGCCUUCGCCAUUGCAUUCAUCAUCAGCGUCAUGCUCAUCGCAGCCAAUCAGAUGCUUCGAAGAGGAAUGAAAUGAACAGUUCUGUUUCUAAGACAAUAACUGACUGACAAAAGGAAACAAGGUAAACAUGCAAAAAAGUCUACUAAUUUCACUAGUUUCUAAUGACCACAGUUUUACAGAAACACCAAAGGCUGCAUUUUCAUUCAAAUAUAAACUCAAGGUAAAGACAGACUGUUGUUAGACAGACAAAAUAAAUAUUUAGCCCAAAACAACAGUUUAAAAGUGUUAUUAUCAUUAUGAUAUAUUAAUGAUCAUUGUCCUAUAAAAUAUUAAAUUUUUUCUUUGGCUUAUGUUUCAGAGUAGACAUCUAUUAUAAUGUAGCACAUCAUACUUAAAAGUAUUGUAUUGUAUAGUUGUAAUUCAUUUUAUAUCGAUAUCGUGUCAGGGUCUUAUAUAACAUUACACAAUGACAUUUACAAAACUACGCCAACAUGUGACCGGGUCAUAUACCCUACACAAUUUUAGAUCUAGUAGAACCUAGAUUUAUUUUACCAACAUGAUGUCAAACAUCACCGGAUUGAUCUGUGGGGAUACAAUGGAUACAGAAUAUAAAGAGGAAAUUAAUUCCUCCAAACUAUCUAUGAGUAGUUAGGCUUAGAGCAAUUUAAAAAGAAAAUGAAUGUACUAGAAAUCUACCAGUAAUAAACUGUGAUGGAAAAUAGAGUUUAAAAUUGGUGACAAUCCAAAGUGUUACUGAAUCUAACCUGUGCAAUUGUCUUUUGUUAACUUGCAAAAACAGUAUUUCUUCCAGUCUUGACUCUCAGGAUUGUUUGUCGACAGGUCUUUUAUUAAAUUGUCAGCUGGCUGUGUGAGAAAAAAUGUUGUGAAAAAAAGACUGAAUAUUAAAGGCUAUUCGUAUAGUGUGCCACGUGAGACUAAAUGUUUUUGUCGAUAUCUUGCAAUAUAACUGUUCUGAGUGUUAAUACAUAUUUGCAUGACGUGUUUCCUAGCAUUUUGAUAACAUCAAUGUUGUCAGUGAAUAAUCAGUCUGUAUCAAUUUUUUUCUUCGAGAACUUGUGGAUUUCAUUGUUCUGGGGUGUUGUGAUCUGUAUAAUGGUCCAUUUAAAAUUUUUAAGUCAUCAGGACAUUAACGUUCUCUCAAUGUAACUGAAUUUGUGUCCACAUUAUCUUGGGCAACGUGAAAAUUACAGGUUAAGUUUAAUCUUGCUUUUAAAGCAACUGUAUGUUUUUUUUUAACACCUUGAAAUAUAAGUUACAAAAUAAUUCGACCGAAUGGCCUGUUUGGUUCAAACUCUCCUCUCAAAUAUCUGUUUUGUUGUGGGAGGGUGUGCGGCUACGAAUUUCUGCGAAAAGGGCGGAUUGCUUUUCAGCAGUAUGCACGUGUACUGCUUCCCAGGGUAAUUACAGCAGUCAAUUCCACUCACUUAAGUGCAGGAGGAUCCAAAAUUGCAAAAAUGCACAAAACUACAUACAGUUGCUUUAAGUUUAUGCAUUCAUAACUUAACUCAAAGAGAAUGAACCAAUGCAAGUUAUUGAAAAGUAUUAUUUUAAGUUAACUUAAUAGCUUUAAGUUUGGUGCGAAUUAAUGGUAACAAGCAAUAUUUGGCUUAUGCAUACUCUAAAAUAAAUGUAUGCAUCCAGUAUCUAUCUGUAAUUUAUGCAUUUGUCAAUAAUCUCAGUGCCUAAACAGUAAAUUGGAUGGUGUUGUUCUGUGUGUCUUAGGUUUGAAGUCCAAAGUGUAUAUUUUUGUGCACUUUCUCAGUAUUUAAUUCGCCUUUGUGCUAUAUCACAGAUGACACUUAACUGAUACAUACAAGUUGUUAAUUAAAAUUUCUUUGACGUAAUUUGGAAAAACAAUAAUGUAAGUUAAGUCUGUUAUGACUGAUUAUUUAAAUGAAUCUGCAGCCGCAUAUGAUUGUAAUGAUAGUGUUGCAUUGGUUUUGUGAGGCUAGAGUGCAACAUAUCAAUAUACAACUUUAAAACUUUUUUCAGAGUAAUAUUAUAACUAUUAUACAUUACACAAAAUCUGAAAUCAAAUUCAGCAAACCCAUACAUUCUGACUUCAGAGUUUAUGAAGGUAAUGCUGACAUGACAAGACAACCUUUGCGCAAAAUAUUUAAGCAAUGAUGAAACCCUGUUUCUUUGCAGUUGCAUGUAUUUGUAAUUUUCUGACAUGUUGUAUUCUGUGGUGUCAGCCUCUGUUGUUAAAAUAUGCAAUCUAUGCUUAUUUGAUGACAUUUUACUGUGAUUUAAAAGUUACGAUUUAUAUAUAUCUACACUUAUAAAAAUUGAGAUAUACUGAUUUCAGGACAUUAGAAACAUAUCACGCUCUCAAUUUCCAAAGCUCAAACAUGUGAUCUGCUGUGCAAAUUGUUUUUACACACUAAUAGGGGUAUUAUUAUUUAAUACUACAAUAUUUUUUUGGUUUCGGUCAGAGUAAUAAAUGGUUAAAAGUCCUAAGAUUAUAUGAAAAAUAGUAUUAUUUUUGUAUUUUUUCAAAUUUCUUUAUAUGAAUUCAUCUUAUUCCACAUGGAAAUACUAUGGCACGUUUACUUAAAUUACAUCUAUUACACCCAACUACAUAAUGGCUGAUACACGUUGGCAGUUACAAAUUAGCUCACUUGAUUAUAUUAAUGUAGUGAUGUAACAGUAAUAUAUCCAACUGAUGUACGUAAUGUCAUAUUGCAUCAAUGUAGCCCUAGAAAACAACCUUGAAUCUAUGAUGUGCCAACAUGUGCUGAUGUUACAUUUAAUUGUACCAUGUGAAGAAAUGAAUUAAAACAGUGGUGCUUCUUCUUUGGUCUUUCACACUGUCAUUUUGUUUGCAUCACACUUGUAUGCAACACUAGUAUGCAACACUUUUAAAAAAAGGAAGCUGGUUAUUUGGUCAUAUUUCCACAUGAGUAUGCAUAUAUGCUUCAGUGGAAUGGGUCUGCUAACUUUUUUUAUUUUUUCCAUGAGCUUUAUAUACUGUUGCUAGCAUUAAGUAAAUAAUAUCAACUAGAUCAACAAAUAGUAUCUAGCAGCGAAACUGUUUUAGACAACUAAUACUAUCUUUUCUCUAAUGCCUAUCCAAAAAGACCUUUUAUCACCAGGCUUUUAAAAGUAAUGCAUCCCAAUCAAGUGUAACAUUCAUCAGGGCUGACAAGAGGAAUUCACCAAGGCCAUGCAAGCUAGCAGUACAAAACGUCCCUGCAACAAGCAAUCAGGACUAAAUUGAAAACGCUUCCCUCAUCUGAAUUUCAAUCUAAACCACUGACACAGAAGGCAGACAAAAAC
Messenger RNA from Carassius auratus (goldfish), 4076 nucleotides. RefSeq names its product calcium-binding protein 7-like. NCBI's taxonomy places the organism in Eukaryota, Metazoa, Chordata, Actinopteri, Cypriniformes, Cyprinidae. The record is from RefSeq and is a predicted model, not a curated record. The transcript has 5 exons. The coding region runs from base 210 to 851 and encodes 213 amino acids. Gene Ontology annotation, cellular component: trans-Golgi network membrane. Gene Ontology annotation, molecular function: calcium ion binding.